Phytophthora sojae is the source of this 681-nucleotide messenger RNA. RefSeq lists its product as hypothetical. The record is from RefSeq and is a predicted model, not a curated record. Lineage: Eukaryota; Oomycota; Peronosporomycetes; Peronosporales; Peronosporaceae. Bases 1 to 681 code for a protein of 226 amino acids. The transcript has a single exon.
AUGUUGAGCAGCAGCAACAUCUUCGCCGUGUGCAUCGCCGCCGUCCUGUCAAGCGGCGUGAGCGCGGAGCAGGAAGUGGCCCAGACCUUUGGCCACAUCCACCCCGGCUACAUCCACAACAACCACGUGCACAACACCCGCUUCCACGGUGUAAUCGGCGUCCCCGGCGUCGUGGGUGUCGCCGUGGCUCCAGCUGUGUACGGCACCGGCUUGUACGGCCCCGGCGUGUAUGCUCCCGGUGUUGGUGUGGGUGUCGGUGUGCCUGGCGUGGCUGGCGUCGGUGCCAAUGUCGGUGUCGGCGUGCCUGCUGUCGGCGUCGGUGGCCCCGCGGUUGGCGUUGGCGGUCCCUCAGUCGGAUACAACGCGGCGCCUGCGAAUGCCGCCUCCAAUGCGAAUGUCGGUGCGCCCGCCAACGCGAACGCAUACGCCGGAAAUACUGUCUCGAACGCGAAUGCUGGCGCUCCAGGAAACGCCAACGCGAAUGCCAACAUCGGCACCGGUCCCAGUGGCAACGAUGGCCCCAUCCAGACGAGUGGUGGCGCGACUGCGACGGCCACUGCGACUGCGAACGCAAACGCGAACGCUGGUCCGAGCAGCGACCCGAACAACGGACCCAACACUGCAACUGGUGGCGCGGGCGCUACGUCUCAGAAGGCGUACCGUCAGCUUCGCUCGGAGUAA